Messenger RNA from Hibiscus syriacus, 805 nucleotides. Its product is annotated as putative H/ACA ribonucleoprotein complex subunit 1-like protein 1. Gene Ontology annotation, molecular function: box H/ACA snoRNA binding. The transcript has 4 exons. The record is from RefSeq and is a predicted model, not a curated record. The coding region runs from base 62 to 631 and encodes 189 amino acids. Gene Ontology annotation, biological process: snoRNA guided rRNA pseudouridine synthesis; ribosome biogenesis. Gene Ontology annotation, cellular component: box H/ACA snoRNP complex. NCBI's taxonomy places the organism in Eukaryota, Viridiplantae, Streptophyta, Magnoliopsida, Malvales, Malvaceae.
AUAAGAAAAACCCUGAGAAGCUCGGAGAGACAAAACAGAAAGAGAAAAUAGAAGGAAAACGAUGCGACCACCGAGAGGAGGAGGAGGUUUCAGGGGCGGAAGGGAUGCUGAUCGAGGGAGAGGAGGUGGCCGGGGAGGCUUUGGUCGCGGUAGUGGACGUGGCGGCGGCUGGUUUCGUGAUGAAGGACCUCCUGCUGAAGUAGUGGAGGUAUCUACAUUCCUUCAUGCUUGUGAGGGUGAUGCGGUGACAAAGCUGACUAAUGAGAAAAUACCUUUCUUUAAUGCUAACAUCUAUUUGCAAAACAAGACCCAGAUAGGGAAAGUUGAUGAGAUCUUCGGUCCAAUUAACGAAUCUUAUUUUUCGAUAAAAUUGUUGGAAGGUAUUGUAGCGACUUCGUACAGUUCAGGCCAUAAGUUCUAUAUCGACCCGAGCAAGCUUCUGCCUCUUGCAAGAUUUCUUCCACAACCAAAGGGACAGGCACAAGGUGGCGGAAGAGGUGGUCGCGGAGGAGGCAGAGGUGGCGGUAGAUUUGGUGGCCGUGGAGGUGGUGGGUUUCGUGGGAGGGGUGCCCCAAGAGGUGGCAGAGGUGGUGGCCGUGGUGGUGGAUUUAGAGGCAGAGGGAGAUUUUAGAGUAAUAGCGCUUUGUAACAGUACCAAUACCCUUUUCUGCUAUCUUUUUCGAUUCCAUGGGCAUUCAACUUUGAAAAUUUUGAUUCCGGACUUGACUAUGACUCUAUCAUUGUUCAACGCAGAUGUGUUUAUUUUGUAUCUUUGUUUAUCCAAAGUACUAUACUCGAUUUGAUU